AUGGACCUACAAGACGAUACCCUUUCUUUUCCAUUUGAAGAUUUUGUGGUGGACCCGAUUGAUGACAUCGACUUUAGUUUGGAUCUGAACUUGCAAAGUAUUUUUAAUGACCCGAACCUGGAUCUGAACGCUUUCAACGUACUUGAUGAUAUUCCAACUGAACCUAUUGCCGACACUUCGGAUAGCGAUAGCGGCAUUAGCAAUUACGGUGACAAACACUCCUUGGGUUCUGUUGACCAGGGCAAUACAGAUUUCUUCAAGCCGAGUUCUUUGCCGAGUUGUGACGCUAGCUCAGCGACUCAAUCAGUUCCUAUACUGGUUAAAACCAAUUCAACUUCACGGGAGGCUCCAACUUAUCAAAUUAAACGUCCGAGGCCUCCAGAGCUUCUAAUUACUGGAUCUCAAGAGCCUCAGGUCUUUCAGAGGCCAAGUCUUCUUUCAUCGUCCCCUUCAUUGAGCCGAGCGUUUCCCUUCGACACCACUCCGGUUAAGCCUGAGCCCCCUGGAUACUUCUCCACUGUUCGGCCUGUGUCAUCUUCCAAUCACACCCCAACAAAAAUCCCCCGCAUUCUUUCUCGCACCCAUCACUUCAAAUCGAACUGUAGUAUUCUCUUGAAGUGGGGAUCUGGCGAGCUACCCACCGUCGGCCAGCAAGCACGCAGUUUGAAAGUUCCAACCUCUUUUUUGCAGGUUAGCAAUGUACACAUACAGCCGUCAUUAGUUGGUUGUGGUGUCCAACCCAGCUAUCAAACGUCUACGAGGGCACAGAGCCACGGCACCCUGGUUCCCGCCAUCAUCAACCUCCCUGCAAUCGACGAGUACACCUUCUCCAACUCCUUCCAGGCUCUGCAACCCACCGCCGAGGCGGAGAGUCUUGAGAAGCUUGUCAAAAGGCAGGAGAGAAUGAUUAAAAAUCGACAGGCUGCUUGUCUCAGUCGUUUAAGGAAAAAGGAGUACUUGGAGCGCCUGGAGCACAAGCUUGACCAGUUGAGGCAGGAGAACGCCUACUUGCGCCAGGAGAAUAACGAGUGGCGGCAUCGCUAUGACCACCUCGAAAGGUGCCUUGGCGACUUACAGAAUUGUAUUAAAGGCAGCUUUUUUUCAGGUCGAAGUAUCGAGUUUGAAUCGUUCUACGGAGGUCUCUGGAGCAAUAGCACAAUCAACAACUGCUUCUCCCUCUUCCUCCUCACCUCCUUUGGGCUCCUCCUCUGCUUCACAAGCCAAUCUCGUCUCUUCCUCCUCUUCCAACCAACAAUCGCCAGCGUCUCAGCAGUCUGUGCUGUUUCCUACCCCUACCAAAAUCAGCGUCAUGAAGACUCCCGAGUGUCUUUUUGGAGUCCUGUGGGUCAAUUCACGCAUGAUAUUUCGGCAGUUUUUUACCUUAAGUCGCUGAACAACAGGGCACCUCUCCUGCGAAAGCAGGCAGCCGAACAGAUCAUCCUCCAAAAGACUGGCAGCCGCCUUCGUUUUUCCACGUCGACCACGCUGCCCCGCGGGGUGCGGAAGAAAGUGACCACGAGUCUCUUCGCUGUGGUCUGCCUCCUCGUGAUGAACAUCUCCCUCACGCCGUUAAACCAAUUCGCCAGCCAAAUGCCCUUUGACGGAGCCAAAGCUUCUGGUGUCGUGUUGUCUGAUUAUCCAGAUGACAUCAUAAAGGACCCAAGUGGUGGGAGGGCUCUCCUUUCCAUCUACUCAGAAGAAACUAGUCAACGGACGAAGAAUCAGAAGAACUCGUCAGGAGUGGGUGACGUCGAGCGCUGUGUGCCGGCUGCUCUCUACGACGCCAAGGAACAACCGGUGUGGAUCGUGCUCGACGAUGGUGACCUCGAUCUGCUGCCACUCAACGAGCGCAGGAAACAGUCGGCCCACAGUCGACACACGAACACUUCCAGGCAGACCACAUCGGAGCUCUCGCGAUGGCAUCUCGCCAGAAACCGAUCUGAUCGGACCCAGCGUCGACGUUUGCAAAAGGCCUACAUGCUUCGUCGUCGGGAUUUGACUGCUCGAAGGAACCCACAAGGCGUGGCAAAGGAUGAAUCGGUCAUUUUGCUGGACGACAUGCCUCCCUCGAAUCUCACCGCCCUUGUGCACAAUGCACCGCCAGCUCCCUUGACCGGCAAAGCCAACGAGACUGACAGAAGUCUGCGCAUUUGCAAACUGCAAGCGCACAUGUCGAGCGUGAAGGGCCUUCGGUGUCGACGUGAGCCGUGA
This is a messenger RNA of Mesocestoides corti, 2211 nucleotides long. The record is from the annotation of a GenBank genome assembly. Lineage: Eukaryota; Metazoa; Platyhelminthes; Cestoda; Cyclophyllidea; Mesocestoididae.